Molecule: messenger RNA, 3521 nt
Organism: Ficedula albicollis (Collared flycatcher)
Lineage: Eukaryota; Metazoa; Chordata; Aves; Passeriformes; Muscicapidae
Gene: WTIP
Product: Wilms tumor 1 interacting protein
Exons: 8
Coding region: 27-1007 (326 amino acids)
Biological process (GO): positive regulation of miRNA-mediated gene silencing; negative regulation of hippo signaling; regulation of DNA-templated transcription
Cellular component (GO): transcription regulator complex; nucleus; P-body
Molecular function (GO): transcription corepressor activity
Source: RefSeq, a predicted model, not a curated record
AGAGCUCGCGGAGCUCCCGCGGCUCCAUGAGCGCCUACCCCGAGCUGCAGCUGCCCUCGCCGCGCUCGUCGCUGCUGGGGCCCGGCCUGCCGGAGGACGGCGCCGUGCCCGAGCUGGCGGACGCGUACCACCGCAUCCAUGCCCAGUCCCCGCCGCGGCACGAGCAGCAGCACCCGGCCGGCGCCCCCGAGCCGCCCCCCUACGCCUACAGCCCGACCAAAGGCUCCGCUUCGGCGCCCAAAUUCAAGCUCCCGUACCAGGUGACGCCGUGCCGGGAGAGCGGCCCCAGCCAGGCGGAGAGGCGGCUGGAGGCGCUGACGCUGGAGCUGGAGAAGGAGCUGGAGAUGCACAUGAAGAAGGAGUACUUCGGUAUUUGUAUAAAAUGUGGAAAAGGUGUGUAUGGAGCGAGCCAGGCUUGCCAGGCAAUGGGUAACCUCUAUCAUACCAACUGCUUCACGUGCUGCUCUUGUGGGAGAAGACUACGAGGAAAAGCCUUCUACAAUGUCAAUGGCAAGGUGUACUGUGAAGAAGACUUCCUAUAUUCGGGUUUUCAGCAAACUGCAGACAAGUGCUUUGUUUGUGGACACCUCAUAAUGGAAAUGAUCUUACAGGCCCUUGGAAAGUCCUACCAUCCUGGCUGCUUCCGCUGUGUGGUGUGUAACGAGUGUUUGGAUGGAGUCCCCUUCACUGUAGAUGUGGAAAACAAUAUUUACUGUGUCAAAGACUACCAUACGGUUUUUGCACCAAAAUGUGCUUCCUGUAACCAGCCGAUCCUCCCAGCACAGGGCUCCGAGGAGACCAUCCGGGUGGUGUCCAUGGACAAGGAUUACCACGUGGAGUGCUACCACUGCGAGGACUGUGGCUUGCAGCUCAAUGAUGAGGAAGGCCAUCGCUGUUACCCCUUAGAGGGCCACUUGCUCUGCCACAGCUGUCACAUCAGGCGCCUCAAUAUCAAACUGCCAUCACAUCCACCUCCAAGCUACCCCAUGCAUGUCACAGAACUCUGAAAGACAUUUCCAUCAUCAAUAAGCCGUUUGAAAGAGAAGACAAAAAUCUAAAAAUUACUUUCGUGUUCCUUUAAAGACGAGGUUCCAGUAAUAACCAUCUAAACCAGCUAUUUAUUUUUUGAAUCAGAGGUGAGGGGUCCUUUUCUGAUCUUGUACAUAUGCAUUCUUUUAUCUAGACAUUUUCACUGAGACACCGUCUACUUGAAUAAACAAUUCACUACUUAACUGUAACUGUAAAUGGCAGCAUUUCUAAAAACAAUGGUACAAAGGGCUGUUCUGCACUCCCUACUCACUGCAGUGGAGAUUUCACCCAAGUAAGGAGUGUAGAAUUACUUUCCAAAAGUUAGCACCUUAUCAUAUUGCAGCAAGCAUGAUAAGAUAAAUGCUAGCAUUUUAGCUAGUUUUGUUGAAUUCUGGUCUUAGAGAAUACUUAAAUUCCAGAAGUAGAGAAUAGGCAGCAAGCAGGUGUUUUAGCCAGGGCAGUUUUCAGCGAGGUUAAAGAAGGGUGUUCUGUGAAGAAGUGUCAGGCCAGCUCUCCAUCCUACAGGGUCCCACAGUCAUCCAAAGACAAAUUAUUUCAUUUGUUUUCAAGAAAUACAGCAAGCAUUUGAUGUAAAACCCAUGGUGCAGAGGAUUGUGUCCAAAAGAUUGGCAUGUGCAGGGUCAGCAGUUGCAGCCCUCUGUAAUUGCUGGCUCUGUAGCCAUGGCUUCAAAAUGCAUUCCUAUCAACUGGACCAUUUGGCACUUACUAAAGAAUUCAUCUUUCAAACCUGUUUUUUGUUCAACAGGGUUCUAUGCAAGAGUACACUUGUCUUUAUACUGCUUGUUUUAUCCAAGACUUCACUUGUUACCAACUGCUUCAUGAUUGUAUGUUGAGACAUUAUUAAAGAGAGGCACAGUGGUUUGGUAUUACCUUUUCAGCUUUGUGUUCUUUUCAAGAUUAGUUUUGAACUGAUUAUGGUGAUUGUCUUCACUGGAAAACAAAGGGCAGCAUGGCAGGAAUAGUAAUUUAGGAAGUCAGACCACGAAACAUCGGUGUUUACAACAAGUAUUAGCUGUACAUAGAAUGUACACACUUCCAUGUUUUGCAUAAGCUUUUACAGUACCCUCAGACCUCUGGGGAGAAAUAUAUGUCUUCCAUAUAGGAAGUUAGAUGAAUCUUUUUUUAUGGUUUGUUUUCUACCAUGUGCUGAUGUUUUACAUGCAAAUCACAGAUCUGUAUGUCAAAAAAAUUCCUUGCAUUCUCAUGAGAAUUGACCCAGCCUUCCUGAAGCUGCAAUUUAUCAUUGCUGUCUUUAACUGUAUUCAAAGUUACAAUAAAAUAAAAUCCUUCAGCUCCAGAGGAAGUAGAAAUAGCAGACCAGAUUCAUGGCAUGUGUAAACUGGGACAUUUCCAUGCCAGUUCUCAACACUUGAGAAUCUGCCCGAUCCGUUCGGAAAUGAUCCCGUGUUAAAUUCAGCAUGCAGACUGAUGGGAUGACUUAUUUGGCAACACCAUUGCAGUUUAGUUUCUUAUGCUCCAUUGACUUUUUGAAAGCCAUUUGUGGUGCUCUUGAAAAGCACAAAGAGCAUCCAAUGGCCACUAAUUCCUAAGUGGAAUAAUUAACUCCCUUAACAGAACUUUUUGAUAGUCUGGAAUUUCCUUAUGGGGAAAGGUGGGGGCAGGGGAACAGGAAAAAUUCCUGAGAACUGUUUUUUUCUGUUAGUAAGGAAUAAAAGGGAUGCUUCCUGAACUUCUGCCAGACUUCCAUUGGCCUAGAUUAACCUGUCCUACUGAAGGUUCCUGGGCAAAGUCAUUUUGUAGUUAAUAUAUAUCAGUUUGUAAUUCACUUGUUUAAUGUGCAUGCCAGAAUUUGAAGGAACUACAGUGCAAUCAGUGCCCCAUUUCUGCACUGUGGUCCAAGAGGCCUGGCCUGCAAAUGGGAGGCCAGGAGUGCACGUGCACUUCUGCAUUUGCAGACACUCCCUCUGUGCCCACAGUCAGCAGCCCAGCCUCAGGAGGAAGUGGAACUACAUGUGCCAGCAAAUGUUGGAGAAAGGGGAAAAAAAGUCUUGAACUGGAUUGUAUGACUCAGAUUAAUUCAGAUUAAUACAGAUGUGGAGGGUGCCAGAGCUUCAGGAUAACCUUUUAGCAUCAGCUGCAAUGGAAUGCUUUUUCCAUUGUGGGAGUGUGCUUUGGACCACAUUUGGCUUUGAGGCAUUUUCACUUACAUAUCUUUACAAUAUAUAUUAAGCGACCCAGAUUAAAAGAAGAUCAUUGAAAUUCAUAGAGAAGGUUUGGGUCUGUUCCUGGGGACAAACAACAGUUACUUGCUGAACUGGAAAAAUGCUUUGCUCUACCAGUAGGGAAGCAAAACCUUCCCACUGACAGUGGACAGAGCUGGAGGUGACUUAUUCUGGCAAUCAGCCCAGUCCUCAGCCAGCACCUUCCUGGACACUUGCCUCCAUCAGGGGCAGGUUUAAGUUUCCAACAUUCUUUCAAGGGCCAGUACACUUUCAAACAUGUACAUAGCA